CACUGGCCCCGCGAGCCGCCGGCGGCGGGAUGGUGAGCGCCGGCUCGGGUCGCUUCCCAUGUGCCUUGGCAGUGCUGCCCGGCUGAAGGGACACGCUGGGCUCAGGAUUCACUUUCUGAAAUGAUCAACUCUGCAAAUUUCUGUGCACAUCUUUCUUCCGAUAUGAGCAGAUCAAUAGGAUUUCACAUUUGCAUGGUCAUGUGCAGCAUCCUGCUCAGCUCCAUCAGCCUGCAAUGUCUAACCUUUCAGAAACCGGAGAAAGACACAGUACGGCUCCAACAAACUGCACUGGCAGGGAAUGGGCUAGAAGACAAGAGGAUGAGCAUGCAAAGUUUGGAAAAUAACGUAGGCCCUUCUGAGCAAUCGACCAGCGUUGCUGUCUCAGAAGAGCCAUCUGGAGUGUUAACAGAGGCAUCUGGGACUUCAUUAAACAAGAUCUUCACUGCUAAAGGAGAAACGCAACACACAAGUCUUAGUGAUAAUCUUUUCAUAGGCAGUAAGAGCCUCAAUGUUUACCCCCCUACAGUGUCAGUGGUUGUGGCGGAUGAAAGUGAGUUCAGUCCCACUGGAUCAAGCAAAGAGUCGAGUGAAAACGGGCUACUGAAGCCCAUGCUAACUACGGCUUUAACUACUCUCAAUCCAGACAUUGAGGCUGAUGUGCUCAGUAGUACUGUGUUCAAGACGACAGUAGAAGGUAGCACAGAGGCAGGGCAUACUUUUAUUAGCAACCAGGUUAAUCACUUUUUUAGGAUGGAUGCUGUGGAAGGAGGGAAGAAGGCAGAUGGUAGUUCCGAGCUCUCAACUACACCCCAGUUUAGCAAUGAAGAAUUGCCAACUCUGCACCCCAGAACCCAGGACUUAGAAGCGGUGAGUGACUACCCCACGAACCCUUUACUUUUGGCUCAUCAAACAGCUGAUUCUGAGCCUGGAACACUGGAGCCAAAUGUAGGGAGCCCUUUGCAGUUGACAGAUGCUCGUGCUUCUGCCCUCACUGCGAAACAGACAUUUGUAUCCACUGAUGCCUCCCUAAAUUUGGAAACAAAAAUGGACAGCAGGCAAGGAAGCUUGCAAGUGGCAGCUAGUGCUGUCACAGGCGCUCCAGCUGUCUCUGUACUGAGUGAUGAUUGGGAUGAUACAAAAUUAGGAACUAUAAGUCAGGUAAGAGGCUCAAAGCAUGAGGAGAAAAAACAGAACGAUGUGAUAGCGGAACCUCCUUGGACAAAGGGAGGAGAGGAUGAUGAAGAUGAUGUGAAAAGAGGCAUGCCGUUUACAGCUUCUGCAUAUGCAACAACCAUUAAACUAGGAAAAGACGUGUACUCUGGGCCAGCACAGGUAUCAAUGCAGGGGGAGAUGAUGUCAACAGUUUCCGCUGGCCAAACUUCUGUUUAUCUCACAAGUCCCUUGGCAGAAGCUGAAGUGACUGCUAUAAAUACAAAGAAAAAUACAGAACCCGUCACAAUGGAUGAUAGGAAAAGCGUCUCCUUGUCAUUGCCAGAGACUGUUACUAUGACGGACACAAAAUCCAGUAUCUUCCUUACCCUGGAAAAUUCAUUAAAAGGUGUUACUCAAGAUACGAUGCCAGCCAGUCAAGAAACUGAUGCCACCUUGCUAGUCAUGACACCAGCAUGUGUACACGAGACCACAAGUGAAGCUAGCGUGACAGAGGAAGAAAGCAAGGGGGCAACCCUGAUACCGACUAUUACUGGUGUAGCCCAGCUGUCGGAGAAGUCAGAACACUCAGCCACUACCGUCUCCUUUACUGCCACCCAUUUGUCUGUUGCAAAAACCUCGGAUGCAGAAGGUGUUACUCAAGAUACGAUGCCAGCCAGUCAAGAAACUGAUGCCACCUUGCUAGUCAUGACACCAGCAUGUGUACACGAGACCACAAGUGAAGCUAGCGUGACAGAGGAAGAAAGCAAGGGGGCAACCCUGAUACCGACUAUUUCUGGUGUAGCCCAGCUGUCGGAGAAGUCAGAACACUCAGCCACUACCGUCUCCUUUACUGCCACCCAUUUGUCUGUUGCAAAAACCUCGGAUGCAGAAGUAGUCUUAACAGACCUGGUCACUGUCUCAGAUGAGGAAGCAGUCACUGCUCUUCCCGAAUCCUCAGAGACCCUCGCUGGAAUGAGAAUGCAGGUGGAGGAGCUGACCAGCAGAACUACGACCCUGGCAACUCCAGCUUUGAUGGCAUCUUCUGUAAGGAGAACAGUUGUUCCAUCUGUGAGGCAGAUUAGCACAGCUGUCACCUACGGAUUGGACCGGCUGGAGUCGGAAG
Messenger RNA from Chelonoidis abingdonii (Abingdon island giant tortoise), 2275 nucleotides. Lineage: Eukaryota; Metazoa; Chordata; Testudines; Testudinidae. The record is from RefSeq and is a predicted model, not a curated record.